AUGGAACGCGCAAUGUUUGCUUUCGGGAACCAGAUUCUCGGAGGUAUUCGUGCAAUCCAGGAGCAAGAGCAAGCCGAAGAGCAGGUCCCGAGGCCCAUCCGUCGCAGAAAAUCCAUCCACCGAGAGCAUGGAGUAGCUCAUCAACGUCUGUUCGAAGACUACUUUACCGAUGAGCCAUGGUGGGACCGACGGUUUAGGAUGCGGCGAAAAUUGUUUCUCCGCAUUGUUAGCGCGAUGGAGGCGCGCGACGAGUACUUCCAGCAACGGCAAGAUGCGGCCAACAAAAUAGGUCUAUCCCCGCUUAAGAAGUGCACGGUUGCGCUUCGUCAGUUGGCCUACUACAUCACGGUGGACAUGUUCGACGAGUAUCUUCACGUCAGGGAUACAACUGGCCGGGAGUGUGACAAAUUUUUGUGA
Messenger RNA from Salvia splendens (bonfire salvia), 417 nucleotides. RefSeq lists its product as uncharacterized. The record is from RefSeq and is a predicted model, not a curated record. Bases 1 to 417 code for a protein of 138 amino acids. NCBI's taxonomy places the organism in Eukaryota, Viridiplantae, Streptophyta, Magnoliopsida, Lamiales, Lamiaceae. The transcript has a single exon.